AUGGCGUAUAUGUUCGCUGCAAGAUGUCGAGGAGAACCGGUUAGUUCCAGUCCAGGUGUAAGUCUUAUUUUUUGUAAAUUUUAAUUUAAGUUAAACGUUUUGUCAAUAUUUUCAGAACUAUUGUGUUGUCUUUGCUCGUGACAUUACAGGAACAAGUGAGAGUUUUUGCACAAAGGAAGCAGCCAUCCCUACUGGGGUUGAAACAGGUAUGUUAACUUAUUUUAUUGCAUUACUUUUUUACAGAAGGUUUAAGAUAAAGGACGGUAAUGUCAAAUUGAAUUACCGUAACGUAAGGUUAGGAUACGCUAGGGCUAAAACUAUGGCAAGGGCUACUUCGUUUGUUUAUUUAUUUCACAUUCUUCAAGAGUCUACGCUUACAACUCGAGAGAUAUGUAUAUUAGACCAGAUGAUUUUUGAUGCCGUAGAUUGUAAGGUACAGUGCUGUUGUGCAUGGAUGUUCAAGGUUCAGAUGAAGAAAAACGGAUCUAUCUUUGAGUCUAACGUUUCCCAUGAAUUGGGCAUCCCCCAGUUGCCACUUUUCCGUCACUGAGUUGUGGGUGAGGUUCUCCAUAAGAGAGCGUUUGAUCAUAUACUCGUGUAGGCCAAGUAUAGAUGUGCUUAGUCCCCGUGCACUCAGCACUACCCAUUCCUCAAGGCGCCUGGGUUGGGCGGUGCGCGGGGUCGAAACAAGGUUCUUCUGAAUAGCGAGCGGCGCCACAGCCACUGCACUACUAACGCACUCCUAUUCUAAUUUACGUAUUUAGGUUACGCGACAUCAAACGACAAUCUAACACAGUAUACACAUUAUAUCAAAUUGUAAGUUAAAAAAUCAAUUGUUCAUUUUUUUUUAAUUUUCAUACUAAACGGUUUUUUAAAUCUUAUUUGUGAUCUUUAGUACCCAUACCUGUCACGAACACGGCGAUGGUGAAAGAAUUAGUGGCAUUGCUUUUGUUGAUCACUCCGAAAGAAAACUAAUCAAUAACCAUAUUUGUGGCGAUAAGAACUUUGAACCUUCAAUAGGCUACAAUUUUGGAAUUAUUGAACUUAGCCAAUUGAAUUAUCGUCAACCGGCUUCAUAA
Bursaphelenchus okinawaensis is the source of this 1079-nucleotide messenger RNA. The record is from the annotation of a GenBank genome assembly. Lineage: Eukaryota; Metazoa; Nematoda; Chromadorea; Rhabditida; Aphelenchoididae.